ACUCUCGCCCGGACGGCCGCGCGGACACACGCUCCGUACACACGAGCGCGGCGGCGCGGGGCCCCGAGACACGCCCGCCCCCACCCCGCCGCCCCCACCCCGGCGCCCGCCCUCCGCGCCUGGCCCCGGCCCGCCUUCGGCCUGCCCAGCCCCUCCCCGCCGCCCGCCGAGCCCGGUCAGCCGCCGCGAGCAUGCACCCGACGAGCUAGGAGGAAGCCCGGAGCCCCGCAGGAAGCGCCGAGGCCGGCCCAGCUCGCCGCACGCGCCGCCCCCCGCGGGCAGCGCCCCCUCCCCUGCGGGCGCCCCCAGCCCCACACCCCCCCACCUUCCCGGGGGGUGGGGGGGUGCGGGCCGCCGUAUCCGGGGGCCCCGCCGCCCCAGCAGCCCAGGACAGCCCCCUCUCCCCGCCCCCAGCCCCGUCCCCCGGCGCGGCCAUGGAUGUGACCAGCAGCUCGGGCGGCGGCGGCGACCCCCGGCAGAUCGAGGAGACCAAGCCGCUGCUGGGGGGCGACGUGUCGGCCCCCGAGGGCACGAAGAUGGGCGCCGUGCCCUGCCGCCGGGCUCUUCUGCUUUGCAACGGGAUGAGGUACAAACUGCUGCAGGAGGGCGACAUUCAGGUCUGUGUCAUCCGGCACCCGCGGACCUUUCUCAGCAAGAUCCUCACCUCGAAAUUCCUGAGGCGCUGGGAGCCGCACCACCUAACGCUGGCCGACAACAGCCUGGCGUCCGCCACGCCAACUGGGUACAUGGAAAACUCAGUCUCCUACAGCGCAAUUGAAGACGUUCAGCUGCUGUCCUGGGAGAAUGCCCCGAAGUACUGUUUACAGCUCACGAUUCCUGGGGGAACUGUCCUACUGCAGGCUGCCAACAGCUACCUGCGAGACCAGUGGUUCCAUUCUCUGCAGUGGAAGAAAAAGAUUUACAAAUAUAAGAAAGUGCUGAGUAACCCAAGCCGCUGGGAAGUUGUCUUGAAAGAGAUCCGGACCCUGGUGGACAUGGCCCUGACAUCCCCCCUGCAGGACGACUCCAUCAACCAGGCCCCACUGGAAAUCGUCUCGAAACUGCUCUCAGAGAACACAAACUUGACCACCCAGGAGCAUGAAAACAUCAUUGUGGCAAUCGCUCCUUUGCUGGAAAACAACCACCCACCACCAGAUCUCUGUGAAUUCUUUUGCAAGCACUGCAGAGAGCGGCCCCGGUCCAUGGUGGUCAUCGAGGUGUUCACCCCCGUGGUGCAGCGAAUCCUCAAGCAUAACAUGGACUUUGGGAAGUGCCCGCGACUGAGGCUGUUUACUCAGGAGUACAUCCUUGCCUUGAACGAGCUCAACGCGGGCAUGGAAGUGGUGAAGAAGUUCAUUCAGAGCAUGCACGGCCCCACAGGGCACUGCCCCCACCCCCGGGUCCUGCCCAACCUGGUGGCCGUGUGCCUGGCUGCCAUCUACUCCUGCUAUGAAGAGUUCAUCAACAGCCGCGACAAUUCCCCAAGCCUGAAGGAAAUCCGGAAUGGCUGCCAGCAGCCGUGCGACCGGAAGCCCACUUUACCUCUGCGCCUUCUGCACCCCAGCCCGGACCUGGUGUCUCAGGAAGCCACGCUGUCUGAGGCCCGGCUCAAGUCGGUGGUUGUGGCCUCCAGUGAGAUCCACGUGGAGGUGGAACGCACCAGCACUGCCAAGCCGGCGCUGACGGCCAGCGCAGGCAACGACAGCGAGCCCAACCUCAUCGACUGCCUCAUGGUCAGCCCCGCCUGCAGCACCAUGAGCAUCGAGCUGGGCCCCCAGGCCGACCGCACGCUCGGCUGCUACGUGGAAAUCCUCAAGCUGCUGUCGGACUAUGAUGACUGGAGACCGUCUCUGGCCAGUUUGCUUCAACCCAUUCCAUUCCCCAAAGAAGCUCUCGCACACGAGAAGUUCACCAAGGAACUGAAGUACGUGAUUCAGAGGUUCGCCGAAGACCCCAGGCAAGAGGUACACUCGUGCCUGCUGAGCGUGCGGGCCGGCAAAGAUGGCUGGUUCCAGCUCUACAGUCCCGGAGGGGUGGCCUGCGACGAUGACGGGGAGCUGUUCGCCAGCAUGCCCCGGAGUUUCCAGGGUAACACAAUGCCGAUCGUGAAGGUGGUGGUGGUGGUGGUGGUGGUGACGAACAUGACCCUUCACCAUAGCAACGCUCAGCAGCGACCCCUACCCCCACCCUACAAUUUUUCCAGAAAAGAAACUGGGAACAGUCCCCGCAGCCUGCCCCCGGCCCAGCCCUAUCCUUCCAGUGUCCACCCAGCAGGAGAAAGCCACCCAGACAGCAUCUCGAAGCUGGGGAGAGACAACUUCAAAGCCCUCCUUCGUGGAGGCAAAACUGACUCCCAGGGGGCCCUGGCCUGGCUCCAAUCCCAACAGCAGAAGCUGGAUUCUAACCCGGGUCAGAGAGGCAUGGGAUUGUUUAGGGGAAGUGAACGCAGCCCAGACCCCAGGGCUUGGUGGGCCGUGGGCCUCAGAGCCAGGCGCUGUCCCCAUCCCUUUCCUCCACCUCUGCCCCAGCCUGAGAGUCACUUCCCCAGGAGUGGCCAGGAGAAGGCUGAGGGUUUCUGUGCUCUACAGUUUGGAGACGCCGGCCUGCGGCUGCUGUCGGAACACCUCACCACGCUCCAGGUGCUGAACCUGUGCGAGACCCCUGUCACAGACGCUGGCCUGCUGGCCCUGAGCUCCAUGAAGAGUCUUUGCAGUUUAAACAUGAACAGCACCAAGCUCUCAGCUGACACCUACGAAGAUCUGAAGGCCAAGCUUCCCAAUUUGAAGGAAGUGGACGUCCGCUACACCGAAGCCUGGUGAAGCUCCCAGCUCAAGGCAGGAAGACGUUUGCAACCGCGACAAAAUAACUCUUGACUAACAGCCGCAGAGCAGCCGGUCCUGGGGUCCCACCCUGGUGCCCUGGCUGUGAGAUAGAUGGGGAGUCUUUCUGGGGGCGGAGGGGGGAGGGGGUGGGGAGGGGGCCCACAAGCACGCCCAGCCCCCGCCGAAUUCUUUUAGCUUCGUAAUUGGAACCUUUGACCUGAUCUAAAGUGGACUUUGUAGCAACAAGAGGAGCAUCAGCGGGUCGGGGAGGGGGUUGGGGGUGGGCUAGGGGGUGGGGGACCCUUUGUGGAUUUUCUUUGCCUUUGUGUUUGAUGCCGUCGUGUGGGAAAAGUCAACUCCGAUGCCACCAUUGCGGGCCGGACGAAGGAUGCUUUCUUCCUAGAGGCCCCGAGCUGAGCUUCGAACUCGCCCCCCACCCUUGGGACAAGAAGACCCAGUCACAUCACUGCACCCGUCCUGUGUCCUCACCAUUGCUAUGCAAAGUGAUUCUUGUUGUACAUAAGAUUUAAAUAAUGCACCUAUUUAAGACAUGUUGACAAAUUGCGGGUCUGGGAUCCGCCUCUUAUUUAUGAAGUCUUUGACCGUCCCCCCCACCCCGCCCUCCCGCCCCCCCUGGCGUGUAGUACUGUAUAAACCAGUCAGCUGUCGGGUUAGUGGUAGUAUUAUUGUUAUUUUUUUAAAGGAAACAAACAGACAACAAAAAGAAAAAAAAAAAAGAACCUCCUUGGAAAAAUUAAUUGCUUUUUCGUAAUGGAUUCUCUAUGCUAAUGCUCUCUCGUCUGUCUGUCUGUCUGCCCGCCUCCCCCACCCACCACUGUGCGUUUCUGAUUUCCAGAUGUGUCUCCAACUCCCUCACGAGGUGGGGCUCAGGCUGGAGGACGAGGGAUUGAGAUCCCCUUGCUCCACUAAGGCCCAAGCUCUUUCCCUCGGCACCUUUUAGACUUGAAUGGGAGGCUGCUAACCUGCCCUCUCCAGUCCACCCCGGUCAAAGAGCUGUUCCCCACCCCCAGGGAGCUCCUGUCCCUGUCAGCCUUUGCUGUACCCUGUCCCCAACGGAGACACUGUCACCCAUGGGCUCCCCCUGCCAUCGUGUGCUUCACGUGGCCCCAUGCAUGCCCGCCUCUCUGCAUGGUCUCUUGGGAAAAGAGAGAUACGUCGCCUCCGCCAGUCCGACUGCCGUCCCCCCCCACCCCACCCCCACAUGUGACCACUGCAACGAAGACGCUCCUUCUGUCUCCACGUGCUCCGAAGACAAACCAACCUCCAUUUCUUUUAUAAACAGUCGGCUUUUUCUUAACAAGCCCUCACUGUACAGAACAGCCCGUUGAUGGUUUAUUUGGGGUCCCCCCCCCCAGCCCUUUUUUCUGUUGGUUUAGCACAAAUACUUCCCUCCUCCGGCACCUCCAAACCUACCCCACAGUCAGUGUACUUGUUUUAUAUAUAUUUAAUCUUAUUCAAUGGAAACCAUGCUUUUGUCGUUUUAUACUUUGCUAGGUAGACUUUAUUACCCCCCUACUAUGCCCUCAUUUUUUUAAAAAAGGAAAAAAAAAAGAAAUUGGGUUCCAGUCUUAAUUCAUUUUCCGUGCCAGGUUUUAUUUUGUGUGGGUGUGAGUGUGUUCUGUUUUGUGUUUUGUUUUUUGUUGUUGUUUUUAGUUGUUUGGUUUUUUUUUUCCCCCCCUCCGGUCCCAUACUUCAUAGCACUCUGGUGCGGGAAGAAGCAGAAGCAAAAAAAAUAAAAAUAAAAAAUAAAAAAAUAAAAAAAAUAAAAAAGGAAAAAAAAAAGAAGAAACAAGACAUGCCACCUUUCCCCUCGCACUGUUGCUUUUCCUGAUGGUUAAUACUACUGUCACGUAGCUGUGUACAAAGAGAUGUGAAAUACUUUCAGGCAAAAAUAAACUGUAAGUGACUCAUCAA
Molecule: messenger RNA, 4757 nt
Organism: Nomascus leucogenys (northern white-cheeked gibbon)
Lineage: Eukaryota; Metazoa; Chordata; Mammalia; Primates; Hylobatidae
Gene: CMIP
Product: c-Maf inducing protein
Exons: 19
Coding region: 435-2819 (794 amino acids)
Cellular component (GO): cytosol; nucleoplasm
Source: RefSeq, a predicted model, not a curated record